Messenger RNA from Monodelphis domestica (gray short-tailed opossum), 4423 nucleotides. RefSeq names its product VOPP1 WW domain binding protein (gene VOPP1). NCBI's taxonomy places the organism in Eukaryota, Metazoa, Chordata, Mammalia, Didelphimorphia, Didelphidae. The record is from RefSeq and is a predicted model, not a curated record. Gene Ontology annotation, cellular component: cytoplasmic vesicle membrane.
CCUCCGUGUGCGGGCUCCGGCCUCACGCGCCCGGAGCGCGCCCACAUUUUCCUUCACCGCUAGUCCUGCCAGCCGGCUCCCGGGCUUCAGCCUGUGAAGGGGGAGAAGCAGCUAGCCGGCCGGCUCUCCUCCUCCUCCUCCUCUUCCCUGCUUGGUGCACGCCCACUGUGUGUGUGAGUGAGUGCACACACACAGACAGACAGACACACAUUUACAUACACACACGCGCGCACCACACACGCACACACACACACACAUGCACGCACGCGCGCGCUCGCGGGGCGGGGAAGCCUGCUUCUGCUAGGGGAGUCGAGCGGCGGCGGUCACUCCCAGGACUUCGCUCCGCUCCUCGGCUCUCCUUAGGCUCCGACUCCUGAGGGCGGCGCGCCCCAAGGCACGCAGGCGGCUCCCAGGCUUGCUCCCACCCACCGUCCCUCCCCUUCGGGGACAGAAUGAGGGGGCUUGCUCCGCUGACAGCUCGCCAGUGUUUCUGAAGCAAGAGGAGGACGAAGGGGAGAGCCGCACGCCCUCUCUCCUGCCUGUCCGCUGGGACCCGAGCUGAGAAGGAGCCAUGAAACCCGCUCCGUGGAGGAUCCUUCUCUCGUUGCUGCUGUGGCUCCUGCUGGAGUGUACAGAGGCCAAAAAACAUUGCUGGUAUUUUGAAGGAAUAUAUCCGACAUAUUAUAUAUGCCGUUCCUAUGAAGACUGCUGUGGGUCAAGAUGCUGUGUGCGGGCUCUGUCCAUACAGAGGCUCUGGUAUUUUUGGUUUCUACUGAUGAUGGGCGUUCUCUUCUGCUGUGGAGCUGGCUUCUUCAUCCGCAGGAGGAUGUACCCUCCACCACUAGUUGAAGAACCAACAUUUAAUGUGUCCUACACCAGGCAGCCCGCCAACUCAACAGCAGGAUCCCAGCAACCAAGCAUGCCAUAUUACACUGAUCCUGGAGGAGCUGUGAUGAACCCAAUGGCGAUGGCUUUCCACGUCCAGCCCAACUCACCCCAGGGCACCCCAGUUUAUCCACCCCCACCCUCCUACUGUAAUACGCCACCUCCCCCCUAUGAACAGGUGGUCAAGUCUGCCAAGUAGUGGUGAGGAAGGUCCUACGAUUGGAUGCUGUACCAUGGGGCAGUCACAGGGGGAGCUGAGGGAGGAGGCCUUGGCAUUCCUGCGAUACUCAUCCUUCUACCCUCCCUGUCCCCAUCAAUGUUAGUCAUAAGGAAUGAUCUUAUGGGCUGCCUGUGGGUCCAUUUUCCUUUGAUGUCUUCAAAGCAAGCACAACGCCCCUUCUGAGGGUUUUAUGGAGACCUCUUUUAAAGUCACAUUGUGUGUGUGUGUGUGUUUUCUGUUUAUUGUUUCUGUUUGUUUCCCAGACCUUGGAGGCACCCGGGCUGAGUGGUGGUGGUUGUUCUGGGGUCUCUCAGAACCACAGGAUGCUGUGGCUGGGCCCUGGAGGCAGCACCCCUGGGUGGUCUUCAGCAGACGGGGGAGGAGGAAACACAGACCUAAAGGGAAAGCAAGUCCAAGCAUAUGACACAUGGGAGGUCCUGGGAGGGAACAGAUCAUUCUUUCCUGGUUUUAAAGGCAGAGGAAACAGCUAAAGCGGGCGCCAGCAUUUCCAGGGCAAGCUUCAUUCUGCUGGACAGAAAGGUGCCCGGCCUCGGGAACACCCAGGUCCAGAUCAGCUCAGCCUCUGAAGGAUCCACCCACUGGCCGAGACAGGAAAGGUUUGGGGAUCACUUGCUGGCAAUGGCUCUCCUCUUUGGGCUUCUCCCUUUCUUGAAGUGCUGUCCAAGGUGUCCCUGCUUCUCUCUUGGGAGAAUCAGAAGAGGGAAAAGGAUAUCCAUCUGAAAAGGAGUCUCUGUAUCACUUCACCAGCUGCAUUAACAGACAAACGUUUCAUUCUAGAGUGGAAGGAGCCUCGAGGUCGCUGAGCCUCUAGGAGCUCGCGCUCCGUGUAAAGAUCAGAAAGCAAUGAACUGCCCUCUCACAGCCUACGUGCUCCAAAAAACAUUCUGGGAUUUGGGAAUUCCUAGAAACCGUCUCCGGCGCUCAGCCGCAGGCACAGUUGGGUGUUUUUCGAAAUCGGUGUCUGUCCCUUCACUUGGGGCAUCCUUAAACGACUGCUCCCACGUGAUGAUGGGCCUGUAGGUCUUCAGUACGAACUGCGGCUGCCUUCUCCAGACUGACUUUGCCCCCGUCUCCCGUGUCUCCCCUCCGCCACCCCAUCCCUCCCUAGACUCCAAGCUCCUCCUGGGAAGUAGCGCUAUUCCUGACCGGUGUUUGGGUAGAAAUUUAUCAACAGCUUCUAAAGGAGCGCUCUUGGGCUUAGUAAAGGGGAUUCUCUGAAACGGUAGGAAAUGGCCCAUCUGUUGUAUAAGAUCAUUUGUUCGUCCCAGUGAAUCUCCCCUCCCCCGCAAGAGCGAUCCUUUAUAACAAAGAAUAGAGGGAAGAUGAACUGUCUCCCUCGGCAGUAUUCCACAAGUAGAGUGCCCCGCGCUGUCAAGAAGCAGAUUCCAUGUCUUUAGAGAGCAAUCAAAUUCCCUGAGAAAAACCCCUUUACCCUGUAGUGGCUAACCCCAAGUGAACUCAAGUGAACUCCGAGGCCCAAGCAUUUGGGCCUCUUCCAUUCAUUCCAUGGGAGCCUGUGAUUCCUCCAUCACGCUUACUCAAAAACCACUCCGGCACCCAGGCCUAGAACACUUCCGGUUCAGAGGCCCGCCCAGAUCCAGAACACUUCCGGUUCAGAGGCCUGGGCGUGGACUGUUUGACAUCCCCGUCUCAGAGAGACAAUCUGGAAGUGCUGGCAGCAGGGUGAAUUUCACUCAGAGGCAAGGAAGGGGCUUCACGGGGUCUCACACCUGGUCCCUCGGGCUCUUGGCUCUGCUGAGGAGGAGAUGAGAGCCCCGAGAUCACAGAAAAGCACAAAAUCCCUAAAGAUUUUCCUUUCCCCGGUCCUAAAGUCGGCGUGAAGUCUGAGACAGCUCACAUGGGCUUUAAUUCAGUCUCAGGAUACACUUCCGCGAUGGGUCUCCCUGGCUAGUGAGAAUUCCCAUUCCAAGGCUCUCGUGGCCAAGUGCAGUCCGAGGGGACGAGGCCCUCCAACAAGACGUCUUUCUCUAGUUGAGCUGAUCCCUUCAUGCCAAAGGUGAGACACAGGCCGGGAUCGCCCUUCUCAUCUGCCGGCGACUUAUUUUUCCUUACAUUAUGGAAAAGAGCUUUCUGAACUUGCUGACCAGAGCAUGAGCAAACCAGCUUCUGAAGUGGGUUCUCUGUGUCCUAGCACAAUUAGCUUCCCAUCUCCCACUCUGCUUACAACAGGCCUUUGUAACCUUGCUUUUUGUCUCAUGGACUCCUCAAAAAUAAUGGUGUGAAAAACCACAGCUUAGGGAAAUGGCUCAGUAAAUUUCAGUUAGAAGCUAAUGAGAAUAAAUCUGUCAUUUCCCCCAUCUAGUUCACGCUGCCCCCCCCCCCCCUUAAGAAUCCUUGCUUUACAGGAAUUCUACAUGCACAAUUGUGUUAUGGGGGGGACCCAUCCUCUCUAAAAGGAAGUCCGCUUUUGGAAUCAAUAUUUUAGGUAAUUCUACUUGGAGAAAGACAUGCUGGGAGAAUCUGGGUUCAAAUCUGGCCUGAGUGACCCUGGGCAAAGAGAAGGAAACCCCAAUGGGUGGAGAUGAAAAAAGUGUCCUGCAAACUUGCUGCCAGGAACCAUGACCAAUCUGGGCUACUUCUUCAGGUUUCUAGACCCUAACCAAGAUGCCCCAGACUUGUAUCUCUGAGGUGAAGGACUAUAAAAGGUUCCCACCUAAGGAACAAAUCUUUGGGUCAAAAAAAAAAUCUACCUUUCUCCUGGUCACAUGGGCAAAUAUGCAUAAAUGCUUAGACAGGUGCCUAUUCAUAUUUAUAAACAAAGAAGCCAGUCAUCAGGCUGGCUCCAGAUCUGCAGUCCAGCUGAAUAGGAAUCAAAAACCCAGAUGGCCACCAGGGAAGCUUUUUUGGGGGGUGGGGGUGGGGGUGGCCAAGAGCCCUAAGAUAUUAGAAGAUUGGUGGUGGUCUACAGUUUUCUAUAUUACCAUAUAUGUACAAGAAAAAAUGUUUUCCCAGAAAUACGGGGUAGAACCCAGCUACAGUGAACUCUGAUGCUGUAUAGUGAAAUUCAACUUCUGGUGAAGUUUUCCUACAGUCCUUGUUUCAUCUGUUAAUGUCGGUGGAUUCUACCACCUCUUCAUCUUUUAACAGCGAGCUCAGACUCCUGGUGUGAAGUCGUCUAGUCCCUAUCUAGCGAUACAACAAAAUCCACAGGCGAAAUCCCAAAGUCCCUUGCAGAUUUUGUGCAUGCUUUUCCUCUGCAAAACUUUGAUGACUUCUGUUCCUUUUUUCUUUCUAUUUUUAGUAAAAAAAAUAACAAUAAAGUACCUUUUCACAGGG